AGCACUACCUCUCAACUUCCAACCAAGUAACCCUGGUAAAAAUUUAACCAUAGUUUGACAAAACCAUAGUUUUUCAUUCGCACUUUGCAGUUACAAGUUACAACAAAGAAAGAAAGAAGUUCGGAGUGAGAGAACGUAAGCGGCGUUGUUCCUUCUUUGUUCAUUGUUCAUUCACAUACACUAUUCUCUCUUUCUCGCAAACUCUCAAACCCUGAAACCUUUUUCUUUGUUGUUGUUUCGUUCUAACACCUCCACUUUGGUGGGACGAAGAACCUGAAAAAAAAAACCUUUUUUAUUUAUUUGGUGAAACUGAGACAUAAACGUGUUUUUCCUCGGAGACACAGGCAUCCUUUCGAUUACUUGAACAUAUGGUUUGCUCGUAAUGUUCCUUGUUCGUGUUCAGUUGCUACCCUCUUGGCCCCUUUUUAGGUUUCGGUGAUUUUCCGGAGACCCAGGUUGGAAUUCGCGAGAUCUGAGGGUUUUCUGGAUUUGGGUGUUGCGAAAGUUGAGAUUUUGCUGUGGUUUGGGGAUGAAGAUUGAGGUGGGGUUGGGAGGGGUGUGGGAUGAGGAAGAGAAAGCGACGGUGAUGGAGGUUCUGGGACGUGGAGCGUUCGAUUACUUGGUGGCGAAUUCGGUUUCGAACGAGAAUCUGUUAAUGGCGUUCGGGUGUGGCGAGAAUAUGCAGAACAAGCUCUCGGAUCUCGUGGAGCGACCCAACUCGUCGAACUUCAGUUGGAACUACGCCAUCUUCUGGCAAAUUUCGCAGUCCAAGUAUGGGGAUUGGGUUUUGGGGUGGGGAGAUGGGUGUUGUAGGGAGCCAAGAGAGGGAGAAGAGGGUGGUGGAGAAGUGAGAAGGGUUAGGGUUGUUUUUGAUGAUGAUGAUGAGAAGGUGCAGAGGAUGAGGAAGGGGGUGUUGCAGAAGCUGCACAUGACUUUUGGGGGUUCUGAUGAGGACAAUUAUGCUUUUGGGUUGGACCGCGUGACCGACACAGAGAUGUUCUUUCUUGCUUCCAUGUACUUCUCUUUUCCCCGGGGGCUUGGGGGUCCAGGUAAGUGUUUUGCUUCUGGGAAGCAUUUGUGGGUUUCGGAUGUGUUGAAAUCUAGUUUUGAUUACUGUGUGAGGUCUUUCUUGGCCAAAUCUGCUGGGAUUCAGACUGUUGUUUUAGUGCCUACUGAUUUUGGGGUGGUGGAGAUGGGGUCUGUGAGGAUGGUUGGUGAGAGUUUUGAGUUGUUGCAGGCUGUGAAAUCUGUGUUUUCUGCACAGGCAUCAUCAUUAUUAGUCCCCCACAUGGUUAAGCCAAUUGCACCGUUGGAUUUGGUGAGGGAAAAGAGAGAUGGGAGUGAGAGUGCAAAUGCUCUUUUAUCUGGUUUGGCAAUUGGGGAUAAGAAUAAGAAUAUUAAUAACAAUAGUAGAGUAGAGGGAAUUGGAGUUCCGAAGAUUUUUGGGCAGGAUUUGAAUUGUGUGACUCAAUUUAGGGAGAAACUUGCUGUGAGGAAAAUGGAGGAGAGGCCGAGGCCAUGGGGAGGCCAUCCCCCCAAUGUGAAUAGUAUUGGCUUUCCGAACGGUGUUCAGGGUUCUAGUUGGGGGGCUGGUCAAGUUGUGAGGCAUCUUGGUCCUCCUGAAAUGCUUGCUCCUAGGUUGGCCAGCUCCGGCACAUUGCCAAAGCUGGCCAAUGGUGCGAGGCAUGACUUUGUGCAUAACAACUUUGAGCAGCAACGGCCGGUACAGAUGCAAAUUGAUUUCUCAGGAGCCACUUCGAGGGCAGCUUCUGGGAGAUCAAUAAUUGCCGAGUCUGAGAUUUCUGAUGUUGAGGCGACGUGCAAGGAGGAGAGAGUUAGUGUUGCCGAUGACAGGAGGCCGAGGAAGCGGGGGAGGAAGCCGGCUAAUGGAAGGGAGGAACCCCUCAAUCAUGUGGAGGCAGAGAGGCAAAGGCGGGAGAAGCUGAACCAGCGGUUCUAUGCAUUGCGAGCUGUUGUUCCAAAUAUCUCUAAGAUGGACAAGGCAUCACUGUUGGGAGAUGCUAUUGCUUACAUCAAUGAACUUCAAGCAAAACUCAAGACCAUAGAAUCUGAGAGAGAGAGGUUUGGAAGCACCUCUAUGGAUGGACCAGAAUUGGAGGCCAAUGCAAGAGUAGAAAAUCAUCAUAAUGGAACUCCUGAUGUGGAUGUUCAAGUUGCACAAGAUGGGGUCAUUGUAAAGGUGAGCUGUCCUAUUGAUGUUCACCCAGUUUCAAAAGUCAUUCAAACCUUUAAAGAUGCAGAAAUUGGUGUUGUUGAAUCAAAAGUUACUGCUACAAAUGUUUCUGUUUUCCAUACAUUUGUAGUUAAAUCCCAAGGACCUGAUCAGCUGACAAAGGAUAAGUUGAUUGCGUUGUUUUCCAAAGAAUCCAGCACCAUAAAGACAUUAUGAUAUGGAGAAUUGCAAUUAACACAGCCCUUAAGCAUGAUACAUAUAGAAGAGCCAAAUAUCUAUUUCAUCUUCAGAAAUUUUGUUAUACCAUAGAGAAUCUAAAAGUAAAGUAGUGGGCAUUUAGAGACGUAGAAUAAUAGCUUCUAUUAACCCUCUAGGGCAGCCAGUUUAUGUUUGUCUAUAAUAUACACAGUUUAUCAUAAGAAGUAUUAUUCCUGCUAUGUCAAUUAUUUUGUUUAGUUUAACCAUUCUAUCAUUUUACCUUGAUCAUAGGCUCAUAGCCUCAUAGAAUUUCUGUCUUUUGCUUUUCUUUGCUUGUUUCUUGUAUUCUACCUAAGUUUUGUGCAGCAAAAUAUUAGUUAAUUGUCUACUGAUUUGAUCAUUUUCUCAUUUCUAGGGAUAUCCUCUCCCUUCUUUAGAAUAUUAUGUUAUUAGUAAUAGGAUAAUUUCAUAUUUGUAAUCCUUUCUUCUAUAGGAUGCCUUCUUUGUUAAUGUCAGAAUACUUCUUUC
This is a messenger RNA of Glycine soja, 2920 nucleotides long. RefSeq names its product transcription factor bHLH13-like. The record is from RefSeq and is a predicted model, not a curated record. Gene Ontology annotation, biological process: regulation of DNA-templated transcription. Lineage: Eukaryota; Viridiplantae; Streptophyta; Magnoliopsida; Fabales; Fabaceae. The transcript has a single exon. Gene Ontology annotation, molecular function: transcription cis-regulatory region binding; DNA-binding transcription factor activity; protein dimerization activity. The coding region runs from base 530 to 2410 and encodes 626 amino acids. Gene Ontology annotation, cellular component: nucleus.